Frankliniella occidentalis (western flower thrips) is the source of this 1533-nucleotide messenger RNA. RefSeq lists its product as uncharacterized. The record is from RefSeq and is a predicted model, not a curated record. The transcript has 7 exons. Lineage: Eukaryota; Metazoa; Arthropoda; Insecta; Thysanoptera; Thripidae. Bases 1 to 1533 code for a protein of 510 amino acids.
AUGGAGGAGUUUAAGGAAAAGGUCAUCAGAGAUUUCAAAAAUAUAACUAAUGACUCAGAUGAAAUAAUUUACGAUGUGGUGUCAAACUUAAUCGACAAGGGAAUGAACAGAGAAAAAUACUUCAAAUUGAUGAGAGAGGAAGAUAUAGUUUCUGCUGGUCUCUCUAUCUAUCAAGCAAGAGACAUAAUUGAUUUCUAUGCUGCAGGCCCAUCAAAUGGUAAUGCUGUUGUGAAUAACAAUAACACAAUAAGAGGUGCAGAACCAGAAGGCAAUCAACCAGAUCAGCCUCAGAAUCAAGCACAGCCUCCUCUCUUUCCUCAGUUUCAUUUUAACUGGGAUAGACUGUACUUCCUGCAGAAGAAAGAGUUCUUUGAUAAAGGCAAAACAAUGAGGCCCAAAUUAGCAAUUGCUGUUAUCAAGGAAUGUGUACUGCAAGCAAGAAAAGGGAUACAAGGCUGUACAAGAGCAUCCAUGGAAACUGUGUAUAAUCAAUUAGUGGAUAGACAUAAAAAUACAUUCAGUGGCGUAGUUGGAAAAGGAAAAGCUGCUGGCUUUCUACUACGGCUUAAAAUUGGAUAUGAUAAUGCUACACGUCCAGGCCGGAAUGGCAGACAGAGGAAUCCCACAACUUUAGAAUAUGAACGGCCAAGGGGCAAAUUUGCAUAUGGAUGUCUCCGCUGGAGGUUUCAAACAUAUCCAAAUGAUUGCAAUGAAGCUCAAGCAAUGGUGGUUAAAGAAGAACUCAAACAAAUGUUCAGUUCAGGAAACAAUUGUGAUGCCACGACUGCAGCUGAAGAGGAUGAAGAUGAUCCUGCAGUACCUGUAACACUUCAAAAUAUUGUAGAGGAUUGGCCAUUCCUUUUCACUCACACAGGAAUGAAGGUGCAUUUUCAAAUCCUGACAGGAAUAGAUGUUACUGAAACAGUGGAGGAAUUCAAAACUCUACAACUGGACUCAUUUCUGGAUUUCUUCAAAUCUCUGUCUACCCAAGAGAAUGCUGUUCUGUACAGAAAUACUUUCAGGAGGUGCAAGAGGUCACAGUUGGACCGAAUUCAGGCAAAAUUCAUAGCAGUAAUAAUAAUGGUUUCUCAUUAUUUUGGAGAAGAUUUCAAGGAGCUAGUUCAUUUUAAGGAGGAGACCACAGAAAUUGAAGACCUUGAAGGAGUUGACCUCCCAGCCUCUCCAUCCCUCAUUGCUGCUGGGAGAACAGCAUUUGAGGCAACAAAGUACUUUGUUAGUACCGAUGGAAAGCCUGUAUGUAAGCUUACUUCAUUUAAAGAGGGGAUUGAUAUGGUCCUCAUGAUGUACUAUGUGUUGAAUUUGAAUUAUUGCCCCGAAACAACCAUAACAUUAGAAUUUCUACAAAGGUGGGUGUAUGGCAUCGACCCUCCCAAGGGCCAUAAGAGGCCAGUCACUAAGAAUGGAAAGAAGAUGCCGACAUCAAUAGUACAUCCAAAGAUAUUGGCGUUGGAAAAGGCCAUCAAGGGCAGCCAUCAUGAUGAUGACACAGAACCGGAGGAAGGGGACAACUAA